AUGGGUCUCGUCGACGCCCCCAACAAGGUGCCCCACCACCAGAAGUUCUACCAGAACGCCUACAACCAGCACAUCCGUCUCUGGAGAAUCGGCACCCGCAGCAGCGUUCUCUUCCUCCCCUACCAGGUCCUGCUCUGGGGCACCUUCGGUGCUUCCAUGUACAUGAUGGGCCGCAAGGUCAUGGGCCACAACACCUGGUUCGGCAAGGAUUAA
Molecule: messenger RNA, 213 nt
Organism: Neoarthrinium moseri
Lineage: Eukaryota; Fungi; Ascomycota; Sordariomycetes; Amphisphaeriales; Apiosporaceae
Exons: 4
Coding region: 1-213 (70 amino acids)
Source: RefSeq, a predicted model, not a curated record